Molecule: messenger RNA, 1368 nt
Organism: Mucor mucedo
Lineage: Eukaryota; Fungi; Mucoromycota; Mucoromycetes; Mucorales; Mucoraceae
Exons: 2
Coding region: 1-1368 (455 amino acids)
Source: RefSeq, a predicted model, not a curated record
AUGCUCCUAAUCAGUUUUUUUGACGAGUUUUUCCGCGGAUUGACUGAUCUUGCCUUCCUGUUGUUGUGGUUUUUUUGGUGCUCGACCAAGUUUGCUUUCUUUUUCUUUCGGGAGAAGAUAAACAGUAACUUUGUGUCUGUUUGGCAUGGUGUGAGAAAAAGACGUGUCAAUUAUGACAAUGUCUGUGUCCGUUGGGGUGAUGAUGAUGCCCUCAUCGCUGACAUCAGACGUCUUGCAGCUGAGCCUUCGUCUUCUCGCGUUUGUGCUCCUCCCGCUGUUCCCGUUUCUCUUCCUUCUGCCGGUUCUCUCCCUCUUCGUGAGGUUAAGAACCAACCUUUUGCUUUGGCUUCUUUUUCGCCCUUGCAAAAAUCAGGGUUCGGCUGUUACAGCCUCGAUUGCGUUUGUGUUGUCGGUUUGCCUUGCCUUUCUCCUGGGUUUGUGCCUCCACCCCUUCAACCUUACGAACCCAAAUCCCAUGUUCCUGCCUUUGCUUUCGCUUGCGAAGCUAUAGUCCAGGCAUGGGUACAAGAAUACGCACCCGUUCUUGUUUUCUCUGCGGUUUCUUCCCCUUUUGGGGAUAACGUAGAUCCAGCGGUUUCUUCCCUGCAUAGGGAUAACGCUGAAGAAGCGGUUUCUUCCCCUUCUGGGGAUAACGCUUUCUCUGCGGUUUCUUCCCUUCUUAGGGAUAACGUUGUCCCAGCGGUUUCUUCCCUUCAUAGGGAUAACGCUGAAGAAGCGGUUUCUUCCCCUUAUGGGGAUAACGCUUUCUCUACGGUUUCUUCCCCUUAUGGGGAUAACGUAGAUCCAGCGGUUUCUUCCCUUCUUAGGGAUAACGCUGUCCCAGCGGUUUCUUCCCUUUUUAGGGAUAACGCUGAAGAAGCGGUUUCUUCCCCUAUUGGGGAUAACGCUUUCUCUGCGGUUUCUUCCCUUCUUAGGGAUAACGUAGCUCCAGCGGUUUCUUCCCUUGCUAGGGAUAACGCUGAUGAAGCGGUUUCUUUCCCUUCUGGGGAUAACGCUUUCCUGGCGGUUUCUUCCCCAAUUGGGGAUAACGCUUUUACCUCGGUUGUUGGUGGUGCUUCCGUGCCUGGUGUGACCGAUGAAGGUUUGCUUUCUCCGCUUCCUUCUCCGUUCUUCCCCGGGGCUUUUGCUUCCCCUGAGUUGCUUCCUCUUCCGUCUGUUCUGUCCCGUCUUCCGCCUUUGGAUGAUGAUGUUUUGGGGAGUAAGCGCAAAACUCCCUCUCCUUCCCCCACCACAUCUCCUCGGGUAGAACCCGUAUCCUCUCCCUGCUACAGAGCAUCUUCUCCUGCCGGAGAAACCACUUCUUUUGUGGUUGAUUACUCCGGUGUUCUUACCCCCCCCCUCGCGUGA